This is a messenger RNA of Zerene cesonia (dogface butterfly), 889 nucleotides long. RefSeq names its product glycine cleavage system H protein-like. Gene Ontology annotation, biological process: glycine decarboxylation via glycine cleavage system; protein lipoylation. NCBI's taxonomy places the organism in Eukaryota, Metazoa, Arthropoda, Insecta, Lepidoptera, Pieridae. Gene Ontology annotation, cellular component: glycine cleavage complex; mitochondrion; cytoplasm. The transcript is spliced from 5 exons. The record is from RefSeq and is a predicted model, not a curated record. The coding region runs from base 64 to 528 and encodes 154 amino acids.
UCAGCAAGCGACACUCUUUGCGGCCACGUCCUACCAGCCACACGCCUGCAACUCAUUACAAAAAUGGCUCUGAGCUGUGUAGUAAGGGCGGUCGCACGCGCACACCGCACCUCCCUCGUCUCAUGUUGUCGUAGGGCACACACACUGCAACACAAAGGGCGGUUAUAUACCAAGAAACAUGAGUGGGUAUCAGUGGACGGCGGCAUUGGUACGGUCGGCAUUUCAGACUAUGCUCAAGAAGCUCUAGGGGAGGUGGUGUUCGCUCAGCUGCCAGAGGUGGGUAAGGAGAUCAGAGCUGGCGAGGAGUGUGGAGCCCUCGAGAGCGUAAAGGCAGCUGGGGAAGUCUACUCGCCUGUGUCUGGAUUAGUAACGGAAAAGAACGACGAAGUAGAAUCCAGUCCGGCGCUCAUCAACAAAUCCUGUUACAGCCAGGGUUGGCUGUUCAGGGUCAAGCUGUCCGCUCCGGAGGAGCUGCAGCAGCUGAUGGACCAGACCACAUACGACACUUAUCUUAAGGACCUGCACUGAUCGGAAGGCUGUAUUGUAGUGUGACGAUAGAAAUUGUUCAUUUCAAAGUAAUUUUCGUAAGAGAAAGGUGGCCUGUUUCUUAGCGUGACUGUGAGAGUAGCGACGGUCAUAUGUUAAACAUUUCUUGUAAUUGCAACCAGUUUUAUGCAUGAUUUAAUUAAUGUUUCUAAAUUAUCUUAUAAACAGAUGAGACUGUGUUUUGCCUAAUUUAAUUAUCACAAUGUUUGUUGCCGUUUUGUUAAUAACAAAUUCUAUUCUAUUGUAAGGUGUUUUCACUAAUUUAGGUACAUUUUUAUUUAAAUAACCCGCACAUAAUCUUGUAUAUGACUGUACCGUAACGUAAGUUAAAAUAAAAUAGAUU